UAACAGGUAUAAUGCAUAUUGCAUGUAUGUAUACGUUUGUUUAGUUUUUAAGGCGGUUUACGAUAAUGGACACUGAACAAUUUCGAAAGCACGGUAAGGAGAUGGUGGACUAUAUAUGUGAUUAUUUAGAGACGAUAAAACAGAGAAGGGUGACUCCUACAGUGAGUCCAGGUUGGUUGAAGAAUAAAAUUCCAUUAGAAGCGCCCGUACAACCGGAGCCAUUCGAGGCCAUAAUGGAAGAUUUCGAACAAAUUAUUAUGCCUGGAGUAAGACGUUUUUUAUUUAUUAGAAACAGUAGAUGUAAUAUUGUGUCAUAGCAAAACAAUUGACAAACACUUAGGUAUAUCUUAAUUUAUGUUAAGUUCGUUUAAGUAUCUAUGCAUUAAAUGCCAAGGGGGUUGGAGCAGGUUUGUUAAAAUUAUUUUUUACCGCCUUAAUAAUGUUAUGAUUUUUCUAUUAAUCUACUGCCCGUUAUUUAUUUAAAUAGAAGUGGUACGGUCGUUUUUACGGGCGAAUAUGACGUUUUAGACCAAUAAUAAGCCAGACGAAACUGUGAGGCUUGGGAUUGACGGAAUCAAAUUUUGAAAAUCUAUUUGAAUUUAUCUUCUAGUUUUAUAGGUUUCAAUUAAAGCGAUUUACGAUAUUUAACUUUAUCGUUAAAAUAUGAAUAAUUAAAAAAAAAAAAAAAAAUGUAUUAUCUGUACACCAAACCGUAUGCAUUCAAUUUUCAAAAUAUCAAAAUUCACCUAACUAGAAACCUAGAAUACAAAAUCAAAUACAUUUUUAAAAUUCAAAUCCACUCACAUUUUCGUAUUGGUUUGUUUUAUGUAUGCUUUUAAUAUGCUCCGUCCCUCUUAAAAAAAAUGAUAAAUAAUAAUACGUUGACUUACUUAUUGAUAUUAUGGCAGCUAUUACAAUGUUCUCGAAUUCUACUUUAAAAUUUUUGAUAUAAAAUCUGUAAAAAAAAAAAAAAAGUAAUCGUUAAUGUAUAUAUUUGGUAGGUGACUCAUUGGCAGCAUCCAAGAUUUCACGCUUAUUUUCCCUCCGGUAAUUCGUUUCCCUCGAUUUUAGCAGACAUGUUAUCGGAUUCUAUAGCGUGUAUAGGGUUCUCGUGGGUGAGUAUACAAUCAAUCAAGACGUAGGUAGUCGACGUGUAUAGUCAAAUUUCAAAUAUUAAUUUAUAACUAACAUUACGAAUAUUGUAUAAAGGCCGCAAGUCCGUCGUGUACCGAAUUGGAGACUAUAGUUUUGGAUUGGCUCGGUAAAGCCAUUGGAUUACCGAACGAUUUUUUAACAUUUUCAGAAGAAACAUUUAAUAACAUCGUUGUCGAUUCCGCAAAAAAUAAAGACGGCACAAACGAUAUACAUAACGGUAAAGGCGGUGGCGUACUUCAGGUAAAAAAAAAAAAAUAUUUUUUUACAUUCCGGUAUGCGAUUUUAACUUUUUUAAAUAUAUUUUUAGGGUUCGGCGAGCGAGUGCGUAUUCGUGUGCAUGUUGGCGGCUCGAGCACAAGCAAUCAAACGAUUGCGGAAACUCCAUCCGUUUAUCGAGGAAGGUGUUCUGUUGUCGAAACUCAUGGCUUACUGCUCUAAAGAAUCGCAUUCGUGCGUGGAAAAAGGCGCCAUGAUGGCGUUCGUUAAAUUACGCAUUCUCGAGCCGGACGAAUACAACAGUUUACGAGGCGCUACGUUAAGAGAGGUCAAUAUUGACAACAUACGAUCAAAAAUUAAAGGUUGAACGUAAUAUAUUUAUCUUUGUCGGCGAAAUAUUUCAUAUAGGUGAUGGAACAAGACGAGGCGAUGGGCUUGAUACCGUUUUUCGUGUCUACUACGUUAGGGACAACGUCCUGUUGUUCGUUUGACAAUAUAGUCGAAAUCGGACAAGUGUGCCAACAGUUCGAAACCGUAUGGUUACACGUCGACGCCGCUUACGCAGGGAGCGCGUUUAUAUGCCCGGAGUUUCGGUAUUUAAUGAACGGCGUACAAUACGCAGACUCGUUUAAUCUCAACACGAACAAGUGGCUGCUGACGAAUUUCGACUGUUCGUGUCUUUGGGUGAAAGAUAGGCUUAAAUUGACUUGCGCUUUGGUGGUCGACCCUCUUUACUUGCAACACGGUUACGCGGGCGCCGUGGAUUAUAGACAUUGGGGCAUACCGUUGAGUAGACGUUUCAGGUACCACUACCAAUAUCUUAUAUACCACGACAAUUCGAAAUUAUUAAUAAUAUUUUGCAUAAAAAAAAAAAAAAAAAACCAAAAACAAACAAAUUCCGAUAAAUAUUCACAGAUGAUAAUUUAUUUCAAAUUAGAUCGUUAAAGCUAUGGUUCGUGUUACGGACGUAUGGAAUUACAGGGCUCCAGAAAUACAUAAGACAACACUGUCAACUAGCCAAGCGAUUCGAAAGAUUAGUCAAGAGUGACUGUACGUAUGAAAUUCUAAACGACGUUAAGGUAAACAAAAUUAUUAUUAAAAAAAAUAUUUUUUUAUUGUUAAAAUCACCUUUUUUUAAAAUUUUUUUUUAAACAGAUGGGUUUAGUUUGUUUCCGUUUGAAAAACGAUCCGACCAAUAAACUAAAUAAAAAGCUCUUGGAAACCAUUAAUGAAUCGGGGAAACUUCACAUGGUGCCGGCUUUAGUACACGACAAGUAUGUCAUCAGGUUUUGUGUCGUAGCGGAGCAUGCUACCGAAGACGAUAUCGGUAAUAUAAAAAUAAUUAAUUCGUCUAUAUUUUUUACUUUUGAACAUCCAAUUAUUUAUUUUAUUUUUUUUUUUUGCCAUAUUUUUUAUUCAUUUUCUCUGAGGAUAUUAAGUGAAUAUCUGUUUUCAAUCGUUACGAAAUUAUUCAUGUUUUAUUUUAAUAAGAUUUUCAAAAUUUCACUUUAUAUCUUAAAUUAGCAUUAAUUUUUGAUUUUCAAAUGGCAAUAAAAAUACUUUUCUGGAAAUUGUAACAACCAUAAUACUAAAUUAAUAUUAGAUUUACCGUUUAUAAAUCUUGUGAGUUUAUAUAAUUUAUAUUUAUAUAAUAUAAACUUAGACCAAAAAAACAUGAACUUUGUUUACCAUGUUGAUUUAUACAAAUUGUAUACAUUUUCAAUUGAUACUUAAUUCACAUUUAGAAUUUUAUAUUUUUGAAUAAAUAUAUUAUUAUUUCAUAAUAUACGAAUUGAUAAUAUAGGAAAUAGUAAUAAAAAAUUAUUUCCUCGACUCUCAUUUAAACUUUAAAAUCGUAUAUAAUAAAUAAUCCAAUCAGAUCACUAUACAUGUAAAUAAAUAUAUAAGAAUCAUGGUGUUUCAUAAUAAAAAUUUAAAAAAAAAUAUAUUCUAGUAUCAAAUCUAAAAUGAAUAAUAUUGGCAUACAAAAAUAUUUUAUACAGCUAAGUACUUGAAAACUGAAAGUAAUACAUAAAACAUAUACUCCCAACCAGAUCAGUGACAAUAGUAAUAAAACAAUUAUAAUUUGAGUGUUGGUCUAGCAAAAGCUAGCAGUAUUUUUCCAAAAGAUGACUUAUUUAAUAACAACAAUAUAGUAUAUAAAUAUAAGUAUGGGAAACAUAUAAAAUGAGGAAGCAUUUUAUAAAUAAAUUAAUGGGUGGGUAGGACAAAUCCGUUCACUAGACUCUCACAGUGUGAGUUCGCAUCGUCACUAGAAGGGAUACUUAAAAAAAAAUAGUAAAAUUUCAUUAGAAGAGUUUUUAUCUAAUUUGUUACAUAAAUUAUCUCAAUUUGCUGGAGUAGUUAGGAAAACAUUAUUUGUUGAAUUGAAGCAGAUUGCAGAACAAUACUUGCUUUUCUGCAACAACAAGAUCUUUGACAAGAUUCUUAUAUUUUAGCAUUUAGGACAUUUAUAUCUGUAAACAAUGGUUAACCAUUGUUAACGAAAAGACGAUUUUGAACGGGGUUAGGUUGAUAGUAUUGCUUUGUCAACAAUAUAUAAUAUGUCAUACUAUGGUAAAUUAAUUACAUAUGCAUUAAACAUUUUUUUUUAAUAAUAUUUAUUUAAUAUUUUACCUAUCUAUUUUUCUAUUCUCCCAUGUUUUUUCCAAUCAUUUGAAAAACUCCUGGGAAAAUCAAAAAAACGACCUCCCAAAAAUACCACCCCAGUCAAAUUUCCUUUUAGAAAAAGUGCUAUCAUUGUAAAUCGGAUCAAAAUUUCUGGUAAAAAAGUUGUCCACAGAAAAAUAAAAAUAAAAAAACAUCAUUGUGAAACCAAUACAUACAUACCUCGCUCCACUCAGAAUCUAAAAUAAAUUAUUGUUUUGUAAAGAGGCCCAUUGAAAAUUUCGUGACAGGGCCUAAUCAUAAGCCUAAUCAAUACUGUAAGCAUUUGUUUCUUAAAUUAAAGCAGACUAACCAAAGUUUUGUAUUAAUUGUCAGUUAAAAACUAAAACAAAAAUCAAAACGUUUUUACAAGAAAUAUAUUGGUCAUGGCACAUUUAUAUUAUGUCUAGUACAACCUUAUAAUUAUAGUGAAACCUAUAUAGUUAUAAAAGAUAAUCUUUUUCAAGUGGAAACUUUGCUAAGUCCAAAUAUUGGUAAACCCAUAGAAUAAAAUCAAUAACUUGUUACUACAGAAAAUAGUUAUAUUAGAGGUUUAUCAAAACUAAUGAAGGUUUCCAACUUUUUGAUAAACUAUAAUAUUAUACUAGGUGUCUAUUAAUUUGCAAUUACUUGGUGGUAUUUUGAAAUCAAAUGAACAAAGUGGGGGGGCAACUUCAUAAUGGUACCUAAGGCAACCCCAUUGCCCCAUUGGUCAUCUCAUACGACAGAUAGGAGAUUCCAUAGGAGCAUUUUGAUUCCCUUCAAUAGGGAAAAUGAUAUUAUCAAUUAAAAGGUUUAUUUCUCCAGCCUACAGAAACAAUAUCACAUGCCUACCGAAAUCACCUGGGCUUUCCACCAGUAGGUUUGUAGGAGGCACCCAAGUUUGUGCGGCACCCCCGCUAAGUCUGUCUCAUGAUAUCCUAUCCUGAGGUUGAUAAUGUCAUUUUAUAUAUAUUAAUAAUAAUUGAUGGCUACUAAAGAAUAAUAAUGUGUGCUUUACCAAUUUUUAAAAACACUUUAUGGAGUUAGAAAUACUUCAAAAUGCCUAAUUAAACAUAACCUUUUAAAUAUAUAUUUAUAUAUCUACAGAGUGUAACAAGAAGAUUUUACACCUAAAAAAACUUUUGCUCUUUUCAAUAUUUUUUUUAAGUGUUUUUCUUUUGAUAAUUUCUAGAACCUAACAUUGAUUUAAUUUUUUUACUAAAAAUGUCCAUACAAUACAUUUAAUAUUUAAAAUAUAAUACAUUAAAAUUAAUUUAUCCCUUUAAGCAAAGCUUGAGGUGAGGUAAAUGAAUUAAUAUAAAAUUCUAAACCAUAUACAAUGAUAAUGACAUCUAUAUUUCAUAUUUUUUUUAUACAAAAAUUAAAAUAAUGUUACAAAAUCUAAAAUGGUCAUUUUAUAGAUAUAUUUGGAUAUUUAGAUAUCAUUUUAUUAUAAAUAUUUGUUAAUAAUGAAUUUUUAAGUUUCUAAAACGUUUGAAGUUUACAAAAAUUAUUAACAAAGUUAUUUUUCAUGAACAAAUUUGUAAAUCUACCAAUUACUUAAUAGUGAGAAUGAAAAAUUUUUAAAUUAAUAUAAACUUCAAUAGAUUGUAAAAAAUGAAUGAUUCAUCAUAAGUAAAUUUAAUAUUUUGUAACACCAACAUUUUGUUACAAAAUAUAUCUAUAAAAUUGCUAUCUUGAAUUCAUGAAUUAAAAAAUAUAUAAAAUAAAAGAAUCAUAGUGCAAUACUCUAUUAAUUAUUACAAGAAUAAAAUAAAAUUAAAUAUAUAGAAUAGAUUAAGGGUAUUUUAAGUAUAAAAUCUCGGUGUUACAGCUCAUAUAUUAUAACAUCAGCAAUUUUACUUCAGCAAGGUUAUUUUUCAAAUUUCAUUAAUAAUACGAAAAUAUCCUAAAAUAAUGAGAAAAUUGUAAGAUAUUUCAAAAUAUAAUUUCAAGUACUUUUCGUAGUUUUUCAUAUUUAAACAAGGAUACUUACUAUAUUUCAUCUUUUUAUUAAUAAAAUAAGCAGAAUUAAUAUUUUUAAUUUUCCUGGAUAAAUCAUUUAAUUGUAAUAAUAUUUUUAUUACUUUCAUUUUGAUGAAAAUAUAAAUUAUUAACCCUUUUAAAUACUGUUUUUAUUCAAAAUACAUAGAAAAAAGAAUAUUAAAAAAUAGCUAUUCAAAAGAUUCAUAUAAUAAUUUUUUUAAUUUUUGUACCAGAUAAAUAUAUAUUUGAUGAUUUUGUUGUAUUGUUAAGUUUUUUUUAUUACUAUAUAUGGUUCCACAAAAUAAAAUAGAAUAAAAAAUAAAAUCAAUUUAAAACAUAAUAGUUUAUAACUUGUCAUAAUACCCGGUGAUUUUUUUACUCUAGAAUAAUACUAUAAAAGUUAUAUAAUUUCAUUGGUUAUGAUAAAAUUACUUUUUACACUUACACUUACUGAAAUUAUAGAAAAACCACUCUUAUCAAAAUGCAAUUAGUUUAAAAAUGUGCAAGAGAAAUUAUUUAAAAUAUGUAUAAUAUAUACUCAUAGAUUGCGCAUGGAAAAUUAUAAAAGAAGCAGCACAAAUCGUAUUGGAUAAAGAACAAGAACUCACAGAGAAACGAGAAGUCAGUAAACUAUAACUAAAAUAGAUAAUAAUUUGUAAAGCGAAUGAAAAUCUUAUUUUUGUUUUGCACGAGAGUAGUAUUAUUAUUAUUUAAUAUUAAUGUUAAUAAUCUCAGAUUUAUAAAUAUAUAUUUUUUUUAAACAAAUAAAAAUCAUUAUUAUUAAAUUAGUACAAAUAAAAUAAUUAUUAAUUUCAUUCUAAUUCCAACUAUUUAUGUUAAUGGUAUUUAAUUUUAUACCACAGUUUAUUCCCCUAAUGCAAUACAAAAGAUAUGUAUUAGUUUUGAUUCGAGGGCAAUUUUCACUUUUAGACUUAGUUUCUCAAGAUAGGUAUCUAAGUAAAAUACUUUUUUUCAAUGAAAACCAUAGACAUACCUAUACUGAAACAUAUUAAAUACAUCAGAUUUACAAUCGCUUCCCCUCAGAAAUUGACUUGGUAUUAACUUUAUUAUUACGAACAAAUGUAUCUUAUAAUUUUUCUGUUGUAAAAUAGGAACAAGUGGAUGAAGUAUUUGAAUUGACUGAACGUAAGAAGAAGGACGAUUUAGCUUACAGGAGAUCUUUCUUUGUACGAAUGGUCAGCGAUCCAAAAAUAUACAAUCCAAAAAUCGCUAGAUCAUCACCCGGAUCACGCAGGCACACUCAUUUAAGUUCAAUGGAUGAUGACAUUCAUGACUCAUCGUCGAUAACUCCAAAUGAUACAGAAGAUACAAUUUCACAUCCAGCGUAAAUAAUAAUAUAUCAAUAUCUGCACGAUUGUUUAUUGACCAAUUAUUAUUUAUAUGAAACAUUUAAGCCAAAAUCUAUAAAGCUACAUUUUUAUAAUCUAGGGUAAUUUAGUUUAUAACUUCCUGUAUACAACAAUUAAUCAUUACAAACGAAAAACGAUUCUGAGUGAAGUUCGAAUAAAUUGAAAUUGAAACUUUUACUAAUUUGUAACUAGAAAAUAAAUUACAAUUUUUCUGGUUUUUAAUGAAUCUUGUCAUAAAUUUAAACUUUAAAAACGAUUAUAAUUAUAAAUAACGACAUUUCACUUACAUUUUUUCUAAUUACCACGCAGUAAAAAUUUAAUAUAUCUUGUAUCAAAUUUUUAAUUUACAAAAAUCGAAAAAAAAGUAUCCAAAAUGUUUAUUAUUUUUAAGAUUUUUGUAAAAAUUUCAACUUUAAACACGAUUAUAUAAAAAAAGAACUUAGUUUUGAAUUCGCAAUAUUUUUUAAAUAAGAACCACCUAUGUGGAACUUUGAUUAUCACGUUCAAUAAUUUAAAUAAAGCCGAAUUAAUUUUAUCCAAAUAAAUUUAAAAAACCUUAACAAUUUCAAAUAUUUAUUAACCGUAGUUAAUUUACUCAAAAACUGUUAAUCCAACAUAUUUUCAUCAGAUUAAAAAAAAAAAAAAGAUUACACUAUAGUAAAAUUAAUACAUUUAAUACAUACUUCACUUAGAAUAAAAAAAAUUAUUUUAUUUAUUAUUUUUAGGAGUUCAUGGAUAAGUUGGCCACUGGCAUUUUUAUUUCAAGGAGUAUUUGAUGAUAAAGAAGGCAAUGAUGUACCUGUUAGGUUGGUUAUACAAAACAUAAUUAGAAAUCUGAAUUACAUUGAAUAUUAAACAAUGCUAUUUGUCUAUAGGUUUAGGCAUUUAGCGACUAAAAUGCAUUUUAAAUCCAAAAGCAAAUCAACAUCACCAGAACAUUUGGCUGCGGAUGAAAACAAAUCACGUCGUAAUUCUCCAAUAUUUCAAAGAAAACUAAGCCUAGUCAAAACUGAGAACGAAAAUAUUAAACAAAAACCACAGUAAUUAACCAAAAUAUAAAGAUUUGAUAGUUCUUUUUUUUUUUUCUAAGCUUUUUAGCAACAAUAAUAAAUAUCUAAUGACCUCAAACAUGUAACCUCGUAAGCAUAAAUAAUUAAAUCUAUACACAUAAUAAUUGCUAAACAUUAUACAAUAAUCUUAUUUAUAUAUAUAAAAAAAAAAUCAUUUCAUAUACUAUGUUAGUUAUAAUAACAUUAUUAGAAUGUUUGAAUCAUAUAAAAUUUAAAUAUAGGUAAUAGUUUAGUAUUUCAUUGUGAUAAUUUAAAAAUCAUAUAAUUUGUUUUUAUCAAUUAGGUUUAAAAUCAAAUAAGGCGCCUUUAUUUAGCUAUGCACUCCAAGAGGUUGGAAAUAAAUAAAUUUUCUUAUCUGAAUAAAUGUAAUACUUAGGAAUAGGAACUUUUAUUAAAAUUAUUGUAAGUUUUGUUAAUGUGAAACUUUAAUAUACUAUAGUGAGAAAUUUAAAUAUUGUACUAGUAUAAAAUAAUUGAGAAUUCUGUACAAGACAUAAGUUAAUGAUUUAAUAAUGUAUCUUUAAUUUAAAUACCUAGAUAUGUUUAUAUUAGAUUGUAGUAUUAAAUAUUAAUUAGUUAUAAAUAUUUUAUCUCAUGCAUUAUUAUUGCUUAGCUAUAUUUUUAUUUUAUUUUGCUAUUCAAAUAAUGUUUGUUAUAUUGUAACCUGUAACAGAUUGUAGUUCCAGCUAAUUAAGUCAUCUAUUAUUCUAUUAAUGGUUAUUACCUGAAUUUAUAUGAAUUACUUUUAUAUCCAUGCUUGAAACA
Messenger RNA from Cinara cedri, 9211 nucleotides. The record is from the annotation of a GenBank genome assembly. Lineage: Eukaryota; Metazoa; Arthropoda; Insecta; Hemiptera; Aphididae.